UCGGUGUCUCUGACCCCUGAAUUACCUUUGACCCAGAUUCGUGUUUUUCUUUUUCCACUGUCAGCCAUUUUUGUUACACAUUCUCGGUACACAAACUGGGCUUGCAGGAUAUCUAAGGAAGAAAUAGCCAACCCACGUCCAGUCUGAUGGUGUGGCUGGAACACAGCAUGUCCAUACACCAGGAGAUCAUCUGUGGCCUCUCGCACGAGGUUACCAUAGCAGUCCUCCCCAGACUGAACAUGGAGGAGCUGAUGUUUGAACUCAACAGAAGGAUUCAAAACCUAGACAAAGAAAACAGCAUCAAGGACAGGCUGGUCAGUAUCCUUAGGGAUGUGAUGUUGGAGGAAUAUCGUCAGGUGAAAAAGAAAUCACAAAUUAGUUCUCCAGACGAAAUGAACAUCCCAAAGGAACUUGAGCUUAAUACAGACCAGGAACAGCUGACUGGUAACAUUGACAGUGCUGUUUUGUCUACGCCUACUGUUACCUCCCUGAUACAACUGAAUACUCAUGAUCACAUUGAAGAAGAAGGCAUUACUAUGAUGUCUUUGACUGAGGAUGAAGCAGCGAAAGCUUGUCAUGAUGAGCUCAACAUUGAUUCUCCUACUUUCAGUCAGCCGGUGUUAGAUACCAUUAAUCCAAAGAGUAAUUCUUCCACAGAGAAACUUUUGGAAGGAGAUAAAACCUGUGAGGAAACGUCUUUGGCUUCUUGUGAGCUGUCCCCAGAACACAAUGAUGUACGUGAGUGGCAAUACUAUUUACCCGAGGAUGAUCAAAUCGGGCAAGUUUCACAACAGCCAAACAUGCACCAUUUUGAACGUUGUACUGAUGAGGGAUCUAGAGAGACGGGGUUCUCCAACAAUGGACAUGAACAAAGGGUAAAAGACAGUAGCGAGGAUACACCUUUGGCUCCUUAUGAACCAACUCUAGACCACAGUGAAGUACAUAUCAAGAUGGAAUGCCAUGUGUCCAAGGAUUAUCAAGUCAGGCAAAGUACUAAACCAUCCAGCUCAGAUCAUCUCGUCGACAGACAAUCAGGUUCCAUCAACAGUGGACAUGAACAAAGUAAGGACCAAAGUGACAAACACAAUGAUAUUCUGGCUUGUGAGGAGAUGUCGUCCCUUGCUCCAUUCAAUAACAUCCAAACCAAUCACAAACCCUAUGUUUGUAACGUAUGCGGAUUAAGAACAAUGUACCCACAUAAUCUAGCCAAACACAUGCAGCGCCACACAGGAGAAAAGACUUUCAUGUGCGGCGAAUGUGGUUACAGGGCGUACCACAAAUAUCGUCUUGUUGAACACAUGAGAACACACACCGGCGAGAAACCGUACAAGUGUAAUCUAUGCAGCUUCAAAGCUGCAUUUAAAGGUGGACUACGCAAGCAUAUGAAAAACCACGCCAAUGGUAAACAAAUUGAUGCGCAACCUUACAGCUGUGCAAUAUGUGACCACAGGACCUAUCGAAUGUCAGACAUGAAACGCCAUAUGAAAGCGCACACUGGUGACACUGAGGUGAAACCAUAUGAAUGUGAAGAAUGUGACUACAGGACAACCCACAAAAAACUUCUUACCAGACAUAGGAAGCGUCACACCGGUGAGAGGCCUUAUAGGACAUCUCACAAGCUCACUUCCACUUUAGGCAUGGGUGUCACACCGGUGAGAGACCCUACAAAACAGCUCACAGAUAAAGGAGGUGUCACACCAGUGAGCGACCCUACAGGACAGCUCACAAGCUUACCGUUACUCCAGGCAUAGGAAGCGUCACAACGGUGAGAGACCCUACAGGACAGAUGACAAACUCACUUCUACUUCAGACAUGGACAGUGUCACUCCAGUGAGAUACCUUACAGAUCAGCUUACUACACAUAGGAGGCAUAAUGCCAUUAGAGAUUAUGCAGUUAUCAAGAGUGUGACUGCAUCGAUGUACUUAGUACUUAAAAUUAUCUUUUAGAAAGCCUUCUUUUUAUCAUUUUGAAAGUCUAAAUGAAAAUGAUGAAAAAUGAUCAGUCAAACAUUUAGACUCUGAUACAGUAUAACAGAUCUAGAACAUCAAUGAUUUUAUUCAUUCCUGAAUGUUUCAGCAGGGCACAUCCUUCCAUGAUAUAUUGAUAUACUAGUAUCUACAAUGUAGGUAAAUGAUAGUAGUUUUUAUGCAACAUAUUCAGACAAAAUUUCACUUUAAUUUCAUUUAAUGUCAGCAUAUCCUCAUGAUUCUAGUAUAAAUAUUACAUAAGGCAGACAAGGAAAGCUGUAUUUUCUUUUAAAUCACAGGUGGAGAUUUUGCUCAACAAAAACAAAAUAUGCAGGAAUCGAAAAAAAGAAGCCCGUCUAGACUAAAACGUUUUCACAAUCUUAUAUCCAUCUUGUCUACCACUGCAUUGGUUUACUAGCACUCUAUAGGUUCAUAGCAAGUAUAGCAAAAUAUACACAGUAAAAGAUAAACAGCACUGUGAUUUUUACAACUUGUCUUCAGCAUCAAAUAAAACAUAACUUGCUAUAAAAAAGGACAAAAUAUGUACAAAAUAACAAUAAAAAAUCACAAA
Messenger RNA from Branchiostoma floridae (Florida lancelet), 2539 nucleotides. Its product is annotated as zinc finger protein 569-like. Lineage: Eukaryota; Metazoa; Chordata; Leptocardii; Amphioxiformes; Branchiostomatidae. Gene Ontology annotation, cellular component: nucleus. The record is from RefSeq and is a predicted model, not a curated record. Gene Ontology annotation, molecular function: DNA-binding transcription factor activity, RNA polymerase II-specific; RNA polymerase II transcription regulatory region sequence-specific DNA binding. Gene Ontology annotation, biological process: regulation of transcription by RNA polymerase II. The coding region runs from base 147 to 1751 and encodes 534 amino acids. The transcript is spliced from 2 exons.